CGAGGCCCCGCUCCUGGUGCUCCUCUAAGCGUGGCUCCCCGUUACAGCCACCUCUGUGGCCAGCAUGGUUUCUGCCUGGCCCGAUCCAACGUCCCUGCCCUGACCUGCAACAGGAGAGACGCCGGAGAAGAGCUGAUGAGCCCUGCUGUUGUCACGGAGGAAUCACAUCCUUCAGGAGGGUUCCUUGCUGGGGUCACCCCCAGGUUGAGGGGCUGAGGGCUUCACAUCUUCCCAGCGACCCUCUGGGCAGGAGUUGAGCCGGGAAAUGAAAGCUGUGGCCAAGCAGCCGCCCUCCGCUUCGCACCCCCUUGGAGGUGGGAGAUAACCCCCGGGGUGUCCUCAGCCACCAGCUGUGGGGAGCGUGGGCCGCAGCGAGGAUGCUGCAGCAGUGAAGGAAGGAGCUGGUGAUGCUUCCUGGUCCGCUGUCAUGUGGCUGCUGACGGCACAGGGACGAAACGGCUCACGGUUCACGGCUCGGUGAGUUUUUCCGGAGAGGCCUUCCUUGCCCGCGAACUGCUCCACCAGCCACGGGGAGGACUAGGUCCUCCAUCACACAUUCACCUUGGGGGCUCCGGAGGGUCCCCCAACCCCACAGGGAAUCAGGGGAGACUCUUCGGGAAAACGAAACUCGCGGGUGAACGCUGCUCUAAGCCGUCGCUCGAAUGCCCGACAGCCCCACCGCCCCCCGGCCGCCCGGCCCCGCCCCCCCAGCAGACGGAGACACCACCAGUGCCCCCAUGGAGACGAGACCCCAGCUGAGUACAUCCCAGUGCUCCACUCCAUCCCGUCUGUCCACAGUGGAGGAUGACUUCCAGUUUGUCCUUUGUGAGGGAUGCCAGCAGGAAUUGCCCAAUCUCAAGCUCCUCACCUGCCUUCACACCUUGUGCCUCAAUUGCCUGAAUGAGAACAAGCCCAUUGGGCAGUGUCCCGUGUGCCGGACGGCCAUCCCGCAGGCCAGCGGCAUCCCCAACAUGGAAAACCUGCUCUUCAUCAACCUGCAGGCCAGACUUAAGGUCUACAAGAAGAUCAGCAAUGGCAGUGGCCCAAAUUGCAGCCGGUGCCGGGGGGAACUGGCGGCAUCAUGGUGCUCUGAGUGCGAGGAGUUCCUCUGCACCAAGUGCUUUGAGGACCAUCAGUGGUUCUUCAAGAAGAGGAACCACGAGGCCAAGAGGGUGGAGGAGCUUCGUGCUGAGUCAGCCCAUCGGUUCUUAGAAGACACCAGAAAGUCCUGCAACCUCUUUUGCUCCACUCCUGGUCAUGCCAGCCAGGGCCACAUCUCCAGCAUCUACUGCAACAAGUGCGAGAAGGCGCUGUGCUGCAUCUGCGCGCUGCUGGACAGCCAACACGGGUCCUUCUGCGACAUCCGCAGCGAGACCCAGCGCAGGCAGGAGGAGCUGAGCACCAUGGUCCAGGAGCUGAAGCAGAAGAGAAGCAGCUUUGAGGCCACCUACUCGGUGCUGCAGGAUGAGGCUGCGCGGCUGGAGCAGGCACAGCGGGAGAUGCGGGAGCUGAUCCGGGAGCGUGUGGAGCAUCUGGUGCAGCUGAUCCGGCAGGAGGAAGAGGAGCUGCUGGUGCUGGUGGAGACGCAGCAGGAGCAGGGCCGGCAGGAGCUGGCAAGGGAGCUGCAGCACGUGGAGGGGAUGCUGCGGCGGAUGGAGGCGAGCGAGCGGCUGGUGGAGAAGAUGAACCUCUAUGCCACGGAGCAGGAGGUGAUGGACAUGCAGCCCUUCAUCAAGAAGUCACUGGAGGACCUGCAGUGCCUGCAGCCAGUGACAGCUAGGGAUCGACCACAGCCUGGGGACUUUCCCGAGUGCAGAGCCAGGCUGCAGGCACUGGUGGAACGUGUCACAGGGCACCCAGGUAUUAAUUCCCAAGCUGUCCCCACAGCUGAGGUGGCCCUGGAGAACAAUCUGCAAGAGGAGCCAGUCCAGCCUGAGAGCCAGACCGCCAUGCCCACCUUCACCAUCAGCCUCGCAGAGAUGCACACGAGCCUGGCUCCCCCUGCCACCACGUGGCUCAAGCGGUGUUUGCACAGCGUGGAAACAGGCAGCCAGAUUUCACCCAAACUACUGAAGCUGGAGUGUGACGACAUGCCAAUCGACAUUGAUCCCAGUUCAGACCAGUGGGAUGACAGAAGGGAGCCCAGCACCUCCACGCUGAGCCGGAACUGCAACAGCAUCCCUGCCGCCAGAAGCUUCCCUACAGUCUUGAAGCUUCAGCAUCCUCCUGUUGCUUCCACAGAAGACAUGGGCAUCGUCAUCUCCAGCUCAGAGGACAGUGAGGAUGACGCAGUGGCAUCCACCAAGCCUCCGGACAGCAAGGAACCCUCCAGCCCAACAUGGUCUGGGAGUGGCACCUCACCCUACCACAGCCACAGCCCUGUCAUCCCUGCCAGCCCCAGGGAUGAUGGGUCGGAUCUGAGCACCUUGGUAUUCCUCAGCGUGACGGUUGACCAGAAAACCCGGCGCAUCACAGAGCUGGCAGCAGCCAACGGAGAGUACACCUUCAAGACACUGAUUCAGACGCCCGAGUCGGUGCUGGCGCUGAUGUCCCAAGGUUUCCCCAUAGAGGUGGGGAUACAGCACCUCAUCUGGUAUCUCUCCCGUCUCCCAAGGCCCAUCCUCAUCGUCUAUAACUUCUGGGCACUGGAGCUGCCCGCUCUCUUUAAAGCCCUGGAUGACACAGGCAAGAAAGUGCACUUCUGCCACCUUGUGGGUGGUUAUGUGGAUAUGUUGUCCUUGAUCAAAGAAAAGCUGCCCGGGGCCCCUUCCUACAAGCUGAAGAACCUGCUAAAAAGGCACCUGCAGCAGCAGUUCAACGAGGGCAGCGCCCUGGCCACAGCCAAGGCUUUGCAGAAUCUUUGGGAAGCCCUGGAACUCCCUGCCCAAGCUGACGCGAGAACGAUGCUCACCCACUGCAACCUGCAGAGCUACACCAUGCUGCAGCCCUUGGUGCAGGAGAAGCUGCUCUCCAGGAGGAUGGCCAAGAUCCUAGCCCAGCGCAACCUCAUCCUGUGGGAGCUGGAAGAGGCAUGAGCGCAACCGUAGGGUGAACUGGGCUGGCUGGGGCUCAGACUAACCAUGCCAGGGAUGCAGGGAUGCUCCUCAGGGAUGUGGGGAUGCGCGUCAGGGAUGUGCACCAGGGAUGCAGGGAUGCUUCUCAGGGACGUGCAGCAGGGAUGCCGUUAGCAGCAGCAAACAGGACUCAUAGACCCUCUGUCCUUCCAGCAUGGGACUUAAGAGGUCCAGGACCCUGGAUCAGCUCUCAGAGGGGGAAGAAAUCAUCCAAUCUAAUUAAUAUCUUUAUGAAACGAAUUACACAGCACAGCGUAAUUUGUUAGGGUGUCUCCACCCCUCCUCUGCCCAGCCAGGCGAGAGAGGAGAUACUCAGAGCGCUGUUUGCUCUGCCCAGGCAGCAGCAGGUACCUUGUUCCCCCCAAGCCCCUGGAGCCUGGAUGCCACCCCGGUGCCAGGCGGAGGGUGCUGGCGGUGUCCCCAAGCCGACGAGGCAGUGCAGGACACGCACCACCAGGUGUCCUCUGUGUACAGCCGGUUCCUCUGCUUCUGCACACCCGGUCGUGCACAAACACACACA
This is a messenger RNA of Cuculus canorus (common cuckoo), 3594 nucleotides long. Its product is annotated as protein PML. The transcript is spliced from 10 exons. The coding region runs from base 663 to 3035 and encodes 790 amino acids. Gene Ontology annotation, cellular component: PML body; chromatin; nucleoplasm. Gene Ontology annotation, biological process: positive regulation of DNA-templated transcription; intrinsic apoptotic signaling pathway in response to DNA damage; PML body organization. Lineage: Eukaryota; Metazoa; Chordata; Aves; Cuculiformes; Cuculidae. The record is from RefSeq and is a predicted model, not a curated record. Gene Ontology annotation, molecular function: zinc ion binding; nucleic acid binding; ubiquitin-protein transferase activity.